This is a messenger RNA of Peromyscus californicus insignis, 7049 nucleotides long. RefSeq names its product G protein-coupled receptor 152 (gene Gpr152). Gene Ontology annotation, biological process: G protein-coupled receptor signaling pathway. NCBI's taxonomy places the organism in Eukaryota, Metazoa, Chordata, Mammalia, Rodentia, Cricetidae. The coding region runs from base 522 to 2129 and encodes 535 amino acids. Gene Ontology annotation, cellular component: membrane. Gene Ontology annotation, molecular function: G protein-coupled receptor activity. The record is from RefSeq and is a predicted model, not a curated record. The transcript has a single exon.
GAAAGAAAGAAAGAAAGAAAAGAAAACAAACUAAAGACUCAAAGCUGGCAUGGUGGUACAUAUUGGUAAGCCCAGCAUUUAAAAGACUAAGACAGAAGGAUUGCCUCAAGUUUAAGGCAAUCCUGAUCGACACAGUAAGUGCCAGGCCAGCCAGGGUUCCACAGCAAGACCCUGUCUCAAGACAAUAUUUAACAGUCUCCACAAUAAACUUGAAAUCCUCUGGUUUAGUCCACUUAGGCACGUGGAUUCCAUGUGGCAAGAUGGUUAAGUCUAGUUUGAGCUGCUGACCAUAUCUGUAACCUUCACCAAGUCACAGAGUUAGUGGACUGGUAAAAUUGACUCCAAGGGGACCACAUGAGGUUAUCUAUUUAAGAGCCUGGCACAGGCUAAUCACUGGCCCAGAGAGGAACAGUGACUGGCCUGAGGUGCACAGCACCGUCUCUCUCUCAUACCAAGCCAUCACACAUUUGUUGAUUCAGCAGACUGGCACUCCAUGUCCAGCGCUACUCUGAGGACCCAGAAUGGACACUGCCAUGGAAGCCAACCUGGACGCUGCUGGCCACGGUCCCCGCACAGAGCUCGAUGACGAGGACUACUACCCUCAGGGCAGCUGGGACACAGUCUUCCUGAUAGCCUUACUGCUGCUGGGACUGCCAGCCAAUGGGCUGAUGGCAUGGCUGGCUGGCUCGCAGGCCCGGCAUGGGGCUGGCACGAGACUGGCCCUGCUCCUGCUCAGCCUGGCCCUCUCUGACUUCUUGUUCCUGGCAGCAGCGACUUUCCAAAUCCUGGAGAUCCAGCAUGGAGGGCACUGGCCGUUGGGCACGGCCGCCUGCCGCUUCUACUACUUCCUGUGGGGUGUGUCCUACUCCUCAGGCCUCUUCCUAUUGACAGCCCUCAGCCUGGACCGAUGCUUGCUGGCGCUGUGCCCACGCUGGUACCCGGGGCGCCGCCCAGCCCGCCUGCCCCUCUGGGUGUGCUCUGGGGUCUGGGUGCUGGCCACACUCUUCAGUGUGCCCUGGUUGGUCUUCCCCGAGGCUGCUGUCUGGUGGUACGACCUGGUCAUCUGCCUGGACUUCUGGGACAGCGAGGAGCUGCCUCUGAGGAUGCUUGAGAUCUUGGGGGGCUUCCUGCCCUUCCUCUUGCUGCUGGUCUGCCACGUGCUUACCCAAGCCACUGCCUGCAGGACCUGUUGUGGGCACCAGCCUAGGCCUACGGCCUGCCACGGCUUUGCCCGUGUGGCCAAAACGAUUCUGUCAGCCUAUGUUGUUCUGAGGCUGCCCUACCAGCUGGCACAGUUGCUCUAUCUGGCUUUCUUAUGGGAUGUGUACCCUGGGUACCUGCUCUGGGAAGCCCUGGUCUAUUCUGACUACCUGAUCCUGCUCAACAGCUGCCUGAGCCCUUUCCUGUGCCUGGCAGCCAGUGCUGAUCUCCGGGCCCUGCUGCGUGCCGUGCUCUCGUCCUUUGCGGCUGCUGCCUGUGAGGAACGGCCUGGUAGCUUCACACCAGCCGAACCACAGACCCAGGUGGCCUCUGUGGGCUUGACUCUGCCAGAACCAACAGCUGAAGGCCAGUCACGGUUGGAUCCCUUGGUCCAGCCUCAGAGGAAUCCCUCUGUCCAGCCACAGUCAGAUUCUGUGGUCCAGCCUGAGGUGAGCCCCUCAGUCCAGCCACAGUCAGAGUCUGUGGCCCAGCCUGAGGUGAGCCCCUCAGUCCAGCCACAGUCAGAUUCUGUGGUCCAGCCUGAGGUGGACUCCCUGAUCCAGCCACCCCUGGAUCCUGUAGUUCAACUUGCAGUGAACCCUUUUACCCAGUCACAGUUGGAUCCCAUGGCUCAACCUCAAGUGAACCCUUCAGCCCAACCACAGUCAAAUUCUGUGGUGGAGACUCAAGUGGACUCCUUGACCCAGCCACAGUUGGAUCCUGUGGCCCAGCCACAGUCAAGCACGGAGGCCCAGGCCCCUGCCUGUGGGGUUGAGUCAGCCUCUAAUCCUGGUGAGGAAAGGUCCCCCAGCCCAUCCCCAGAUCCCACUCCUGGGGCCCCUGAGAACCUAGACAGACCAGCUGUUCCUGAGGAAGAAAGCCCCGGCAGUGUCCCGCCAAAAGAGGCCCCCAGCACCGGCCCUACUUGAGUGACCGGGACGCCCAGGCCUGCCAGGGCAGUAGGAGAGUCAGAGAGAGCCAAUGAAGCAGCUAGGCAGAGAGGUGGCAGCACAAAGAAACGCAGCAGGAAAACCCCCAUUGAUUCCCUUGAGCCUGCCGCCAGGAGGGCUGGGGAGAAGUGAAACCAGUAAGCCAAAAGUCCCAGGCAGCGCGCUGUGAGUGUCGCCUCCCUGGUCUCACCCGGCUUUCCCAUUCCUACCCCAAACACACAGCCACCCAACAUCCUUGAGCCGCUGAGGAUGGUCCUGCUGGGUUCUAGCCCCCAGUGCCCCCAGGGCCCCCAGUCCAUGCUUUCCCCCUUAUUGCCUCCAUCCUGGUGGAGGAAGACAGCAGGGGGUACUUCCUCUGGGCUUGAUCUGAUGGCCCUCUAACCCUUCCCUCACUUUCCCCAUUCCUGUCUGGUUCUCUGGCUUGGGCACCAAAUAGAAAAGUUCCAGUAGAGAGGGGAGGCGUCCAGCCUAAAGCAAGAGCCAGCUGGCCCAGCGUAGCCAAGCUGUCUGAGACAUUCACCUGCCCCCAGCACACAGAGCCUGGGACAGGAUUUCCCUAGCAAGGUGCAACCAGACAAAAGUGAGGAGCAGCCAAGCCUGGAUUCAAAUCCAGCUCUGCCACACCCUGGCUUGGUAACUGGGCAUGCUUUGAGGGGCAUUUGAGGAUUAAAUGAGAAAGUGAGUGUGGCACCUGCAGGAGCCAGGCCCACAGUGAAACUCCCGGAGCAGACCUUUUCCUUCCCUGACCUUUCCCUUCCCUGACAUACAAAAAUGGCCCUUCAGGGGCUGGGACUGGAGGGCAGGAGGACAGCGCCACCAUCUGCCUGGAGCACCUGAGAGGUUGCAGACAAGCCACCUCUUGAGGGUGGGAGACUCAGGAAUCUUCGAGGUCCGACUCCACUCAAGAGCUGAACUACUAAUGUCACCUGCCGCCAGCCCUCAGGGAGGGUCGGACAGGAUCUGGGGAAGGUGCAGAGUGUGCUGGAAUGUGAACCCCAGGACACAGACAGGAGGCUGCCCAAAGGCGGAGAGCCCUGGGCACCAUGGUCCCAGGAAGGGCAAAAGCUCUGGAAGUCAAAGGGCUGAGCCAGUUCUUCCCCUCCGGCUGCAGACGCUGCAAGGGAAAAACAAAACAGGAAGUGCUGAAAAUUGUUUCCCACACACUUCCCUCCAACCACCCCCUCUUCACCCAAACAAGGGUUCUCCUCUCAGCCUCUUGUGCUCUCAGAUCAGGUCUCCCUCCCUUCCCCCCACCAUCCUUUCCCAUUCAUGAGUGGCUCAGCAGCAGGUGUCCAUGACAGGGGUAGUUUAGGUGAAGCUUUUGCCUGGGAAACUUGCAUCAUAAAAAGGCACGGUAGCAGGCUCUACAGGCAGCUGGGAGGCGUGCAGUCAGAUCUACAUGUUUAUUGCAAACUCCUUCUUAAUGUCAAUUUUCUGGUCUGUGAGAUGAGGGUAAUGGGCUGGGUAUGGCUAACUCCUGUAAUCCUAGCACUCUGGAUGCCAGGGCAGGAGUCGCAUAAGUUCAGGGUCAGCCUGGGCUACAUAGUGAGACUCUGGGUCAAAAAAGCAAGGGCUGGUGGGACCGGAGAGAUGGCUCAGCAGCUAAAAGCAUAGAAUAUUCUUGUAAAGGACCAAAGUUGGUUCUCAACACCCGCAUGUGGCAACUUACACACAUGAAACUCCAGCUGUAGGGAAUCCAGUGCCCCCUCUGGUUUCCAUGGGCACCUGUACAUACGUGUGCACAUAUACACAUGCAAACAGAUACACAUAUAAGUUAAAUUAAAUAAAUCUAAAGAAAAGAAAAAAAGGAGGGGCUAGAAAUAUGACUCAAUAGUAGGGUGCUUGCCUAAAACAUUCAAAGCCCUAGGCUCAGUUACCAGCACUGCGAAUAAUGGAUGUUAUGUUCUCUUGCUGGUGAUUACAAGUAUGGGGGACACACAUGAGAAGGCCACAGAGUGGCCAUGGCAGUUUCCAAGUAUAAUGGUAGCCUGAUGGGGUGACAGGUACCGUCUUAGUCACUGUUCUAUGGCUAUGAAGAGACACUAUGACCAAGGCAACUCUAGAAAAGAAAGUAAUUGGGAGCCGGGCGGUGGUGGCGCACGUCUUUAAUCCCAGCACUCGGGAGGCAGAGGCAGGCGGAUCUCUGUGGGUUCGAGGCCAGCCUGGUCUACAGAGCGAGGUCCAGGACAGGUACCAAAGGUACAUGGAGCUUGCUUGCGGUUUCAGAGGCUUAGUCCGCGAUCAUCAUGGCAGGAAGCAUGGCAGCAGGUAGGUGCUGGAGAAGUAGUUGAGAGCUACAUCCUGACCUUAGUCAGAGAGUGAACUUGGCCUAGAUGGGCUUUUUAAACCUCAAAGCCCACCCCAGUGACACACUUUCUCCAACAAGACCAUAUCUACUCCAACAAGGCCACACCUCCUAAUCCUUCUAAUCCCAGAGUUUCUCUCCCUGGUGACCUAAGCGUUCAAAUAUAUGAGCCUAUGGGGGCCGUUCUUAUUCAAACCACCACAGGCAACAAAGCCAGUGGGAGAGAUGUUUCUGAAGUAUUUGUUGAAUUAAUUCCUCUAACAAAUUAUAUAUACAUUUGGUUUUUUGAGACAGGGUUUCUCUGUGUGUAGUCCUGGCUGUCCUGGAACUCAUUUUGUGGACCAGGCUGGCCUCCAACUCCAGAGAUCUGCCAGCCUCUGCCUAAAGGCAUGUGCCACCACCACCCGGCUCUAACAAAUACUUAAAGAUCAUUUACCAGAUAGCUUUCUGAGCAGCCUUCCAUUUUGGAGACACAUGUUUUGGGAUCAGAGUGUCUCUAUGGGUUGUUGGGCUCUGGCUCCACCAUUCAUUCACUGUGUGGCCUUCAGCAAAGCUCUUAGACUUUUUGGGACUUGCUUUGCCCAUUUGUAAAACAGGUAUUAUAAUGACUGGCCUCUCUGCUUGGCUCUUUGGUAGAGAGUAAGUCUUCAAUCACCGACAGCCAUUAAUUUGAUAUGCUAAUGGACACCCUGAGACCAAACGAGGCCUAGGUCAGAGCCCUCCUGGCAGGUAGCCUGGGCACCCAUUAUCCAUCUUCUUACACUGCCAUGGUGCCUCCUCCACAGGAAGGUUUACCUUCCUCUUGUCCCUGCCCAUUUGCUGGAGUUCACAGUCUCCAAGGGCAGGCAGAGCCUGGAUUUCUGUCUCCCUUGGGGCACUCCGCAGCGACCCUCUCCCUUCUCCUGACAGGGGUCCCAAAGCCUCCUCAACAUCAGGUCAGAGAAAAAAACUUCCCUGCCACCAACUGUGACCCACCCACAAGCGCUACCUCUUAGGGAGCGAGCCAGCCCCACUUCCAAGGUCCCUAAGGGAGUCUCACCCAUACGGGAGAAUUGCUCCUCAGAAGGAAGAGCUGCACCCUGGGAAGUUGACAGGAUAAAGAGCAGUUUUCCUUCCUAGUGGCCCACACAACAGGUUUGUGUUAGAGAAGAUGGAGACCUGAGUCUCCAGCAUCCAGCUCAGGGAAUACACCCCAGGGGACUUGUUGCCUUCUGGGGGACUCCUUCCUCCAGGUGAGAUCCCUGUGUUCCACCCACCCCCCCCCACAAAGGAACCAGAUGUUGGUUCUGAGGACUGUGAAUAUGAAUAUUUCACAAUUCUAUAUUCAGGCCUACUGCUCAUUUAUUCAUCCAGGACCAAGUGGUUUUAAGCUGGGUGCUGGGUGGGGUCUCCUUCUGGGCACCGGAAGGACAGGGAGGGUCGUGACAAAGUCCUUGUCUUUUGUUUGCUGACAGGCAUCUUAGCAGAGUGCCAACUAAUUACACAGUGUAGCAUCUGGGACUAAGAGCAACAAAUGGGAAUAAGGAAAACCAGACAGUCACAGGGUGAGAGGGGAGCCCAAAAGGGCCCUCAGGGGAGGUGACACUUGAGCAGGGCCCUGGAGUCAUUGAAGGAUGAGGCCUUCUCAAGGCCAAGAAGAGCUUCCAGAAGAGAAAGGGGACAGAAUGUGCUAGCCUGAGGUGGGAGUGGAGGUCUGGUGUCAUUAGGACACAUGCUGAGGAUAGUGGUGGGUGCCCUGGGAUGCGGGGCAGGGGUCAGACAGGAAUUCUAGGAGAGGAACAUGGGAACUGUGGAUUUUAUUUGAAGUGGGGUGAUGUAGGAGUGGGGGAAUAUGGAACAGUAGCCACCUGGCCUGAUGUGGGUGGGCUUCCUGCAGAACCCCUGCUACCCAGUCAAGCCACACUCCUGCCUGCCUGGGUCCAGGGUUUAUGAACAGUGAGAAAUCCAAAGUCUUUGGAAACAACAAACGAAGACUGAAUCCCAGCUGGGAGGCCUCAAUCAAGCGCUUGUCCGCUCUCUGCCUGUUUCUUCAGAGUGUGGUGAACACUGAAAAGGGACACAAGCCCACCUACCCUCCCACACACAGUGGGGGGCUUGGUGCCUGCUAAACAGAAGCACUUCUUACCUCUGCUCUUGCCUCCUCCCAUAUCCCUGUUCUCUUUCUGGGAAAGACAUCCGCCCAUCACCACUGCUCACCCAGGGAGGUGGGCACAGAGGAAGGAAUGCUACCUUGUGGGUCCUAAGGGGGCACCUAAGGCCUCCAGGAUGAGACAAGAUAAGGUGAAUCUGAGGAGGCAAAUCCAGGCUCUGAAGAGACGGAAGAAAGGAAGGAAGGCGCGCGAGAUCCACAAGUCAUCUUCUACAUCGAUUUUUACUAAGCCCAAGCAGGAGCCACGGAUGUCCUUCAGGAUGGAUGAUGGACUUCCAUUUAUAUAGUCGACUGACAUCAUGCACUCCCAAUCUUGAAACUGGCACCUAUGGCUGGGUGUGGUGGCACAUGCCUUUAAUCGCGGCACUUGGGAGGCAAACGCAGGUAGGCAGAUCUUUUGAGUUCUGUGCCAGUUCGAGGCCAGCCAAGUGUGCAUAGUAGGAUC